AUGUCUCCUCCUCGCGCCCUUCUCUGCGCCGUCCUCCUCCUCGCCACCGCCGGCAGUGCAGGCGGCACGGAGGUCCUCUCAAAGUCCCGCCUGGAGCGCUGCAAGCGCGACUCCGACGCGGGGGGCAGCCUCUCCUGCGCCCAGAAGCUGGUCCUCGACCUCGCCGUCCCCGCCGGCUCCAGCGGCGGCGAGGCGUCGCUGGUGACCAAGGUCGUGGACGUGGUGAACGGGACGGAGGCGACGCGGCGCAUACGGGAUCCCCCCGUCAUCACCGUCAGCAAGAGCGCCGUGUCCGCGGUCUACGCCCUCACCUACCUUAUGGAUGUUGUUUACAAACCUGAGGAACACUUUGUCGAGACACGCAAAUGCGAACCGUAUGCUGGUUCUAAUGUUGUUGGAGAAUGUGAAAGGUUAUGGCAUGAGAAUGGCACUGUAAUUGAGCACACAGAGCCUGUUUGCUGUCCCUGUGGGCCUAAUCAACGUGCACCAACAUCAUGUGGAAACUUUUUUGAUAAACUAGUCAAAGGAAAACGUAAUACAGCUCACUGUCUACGAUUUCCUGGUGACAGGUCCCAUGUUUGGGGAAUUGGACCAUGGUCACUUGGGUUCAGCAUCAGAGUACAAGUGAAGAAAGGAUCUUCUGUAACAGAGGUUGUUGUUGGACCGGAGAAUAGAACUGUCAUUUCUAGUGACAACUUUCUCAAAGUUAAUCUUGUUGGUGACUAUGCUGGUUAUACAAGUAUCCCAACAUUUGAGGACGUAUACCUUGUGACUCCACGGAAGGGCGCUGGAAGUGGUCAACCGCAAGACCUUGGUGAUGAACAUAUCAAGUGGAUGCUAUUGGAGAGAGUUCGUUUUGGUCCUGAAUGCAACCAGAUAGGUGUUGGUUAUAAGGCUUUCCAAAACCAACCUAGUUUCUGUUCAUCACCAGUUUCGAGCUGCUUGAACGAACAGCUUUGGAACUUUUGGGAGAGUGACAAAAGCCGGAUAGACAGUAAUCAAGUGCCCCUAUAUAUUGUGGAGGGAAGGUUUCAAAGGAUCAAUCAACAUCCAAAUGCAGGUGCUCAUAGUUUUUCCGUGGGAGUCACAGAAGCUUUGUCUUCCAAUUUACUGCUAGAGCUGAGUGCUGAUGAUAUAGAAUACUCCUAUCAGAGGAGUCCAGGGAAGAUCAUGGGCAUCGACGUGGCAACAUUUGAAGCAUUGAGUCAAGUUGGUACCGCAAAGGUUACAACAAUGAAUAUUGGCAAACUGGAGGCUUCAUAUAGAUUGACAUUCAACUGCUUAAGUGGCAUCAGUAAGUUGGAGGAGCAGUACUAUGUCAUGAAACCUGGUGAAGUGUUUAUCAAAUCAUUUGACUUGCAUUCAUCAUCAAAUGAAGCAGAAAAAUAUCAAUGUGCAGCAAUUCUGAAGGCAUCGGAUUUUACUGAAGUUGACAGAGUAGAAUGCCAAUUCUCUACUACAGCUACAGUUUUUAAUAAUGGAACACAGAUUGGUUCAACGAAUGACCACAAGGAGGAGGGUGGCAUCUGGGGUCUCUUGGAAGCAAUUAGAACUUUUUGCUUCAACUUCUGGGAUUUCGUGACAAAUUUCUUGACUGGCAAAUCGUGCAGCUGGACCAAAUGUUCGAGCCUUUUCGACAUCGGCUGCCAUUUCCAGUAUAUCUGCAUCGGCUGGGUCAUCAUCAUCUGCCUGGUAGUUGCAAUGCUACCCAUAGGCGCAGUGGUCCUGUGGCUUCUUCAUCAGAAAGGCUUCUUCGACCCGGUGUACGACUGGUGGGAGGACCUGCUGGGGCUGGAGCCACACGGUCGCGCGCACCUGAGGCACAGGAAAGGCCACCGCCGCCGCCACCACCACCACCACCGGCACUCGCACCACCACGGCGACUACCACCAGCACCGGCAUCACCACGUGCACCUCCAGAGGCACCAUCACGUGCUGCUGCACAGGCACGGCGUGGAGCAGCCCGAGGCGGCAGCAGAAGAAGGCCACAGGCGGCACAGGCACGACCCGACGCUCGGUGUCCAGCACAGGGGUGGAGCUGGGCACAAGCACGGGCACGGCAAGGCGGUGGCCGCGGCGGACGCCGUGGAGUUCAGGGAGUGGAGGCGGGAUGAGGUGAGGCACGCGGAGCAUGGGAUGCACGGACAUGACCGCCGCCAGUACUCCCGGUUCUGACGGCCGUGUUUGACUGACGUAUGUAAUUUAGGAUUAUUGCCUGACGAUCUCGUUUGUAGGCUGUAACAACCCAAAAAUUGAACUGUCAUUAAUUAUGUAUAGUUCAUAAGAUAUUUGAAUUCAUUGCUUUUAUGAUUGGUUGUCUAUGAA
This is a messenger RNA of Setaria italica (foxtail millet), 2325 nucleotides long. RefSeq names its product protein HAPLESS 2-A. The transcript has 19 exons. The coding region runs from base 1 to 2175 and encodes 724 amino acids. The record is from RefSeq and is a predicted model, not a curated record. Lineage: Eukaryota; Viridiplantae; Streptophyta; Magnoliopsida; Poales; Poaceae.